UAGAAUGUUCAAACUAGAAUGUUGGUAAAACAUACUCACUUCUUACAAGAGCAAGCUGAAGGCAAGUCACUUGUGAUAAACCUCUGCGAUUUCAAAGCAAUUUCAAGACAUUUUCCAUGGCAUUCUCUCCAAGAACUGUCCACCAGAGAGAGCCAUGGAUUGGGACUGACCACCAGACUUCUUCUGAGCGAGUCAUGUCCAACUCUGCAAGAGAAGUGGACAUGGCAUCUCACUGGAGGCCCCAGUCUGAGCAUCCAUACCAAUAUGUGCGAUCCACACGGUUUUCUUCCAGUAAGUAUUGGAAGGAGUACCAAAAGGGCCCAGCUGUGUCUCAGGAGCAGUAUAGUGGUGUGACCAACGUGCCAACCUCAGCCCCUCAGACCCUGAGGUUUGUGGGCAACUUGAGGCCAACUCCUGUGCCAUCUCCUCAUACCGGGGAUUGCAUCAAGGUCAUCACCACCCCGUCAUCUGAUGACACAGCUGCUUGGCUAAAGGAGCUUGGGCCCCUCAAGUUUGUGGGGAAUGUCAGUCUGCCUGCUGAGGUUCUUCAUGGUCAGCAGAACAACAUGGCAGUCAAGGCUGCCCAGAUGCCCGGCAGCAUAACCCAAGGAGGAGUAAUGGCUCCAGGGAUCAACCCGAUUUCCUCAACAUCUCCAGCUCCUGUGAGCUUCUUCACUGGGGAAUUUGGUGGAGCUCCAACUCACUCCCAUCAGGCCUCUGGCUCUCAUUACAGCAGAGAGGACCACCUGAAGAUGAUCGAGCUCCACGGCGAAAUGCUCGCCAAGUACAGACAGCUGAAGUUCAAUGCUGACAACGUUGAAAAGAUGAUGAGGCAGUCGGUCCACUCUGCAGAGCUCCAGAAGAAGGCAGAGAGCGACCAAGACAGGAGCUGGGAUGAAGAGAUGGAGGAUCUGGAUGAUCUCACAGGACGCCUGGUUCUUCCUGAUGAUGCCGUUGAAAAACUGGAGGCCAUUCCUGGCAUCUUGGACUUGGCCAAAGAGAUGGGCUUCCCUGAGAGUCGUCUCAUGAAAUGACUUUAUUCAUAAAUAUCAAAUACAUAUUACCUAGUGCUAAAAUUAACAUGUAUUUUUUAAUACUAAAAAAUAUUAGACUAUCAUCAUCAUUAAUAUUA
Molecule: messenger RNA, 1132 nt
Organism: Engraulis encrasicolus (European anchovy)
Lineage: Eukaryota; Metazoa; Chordata; Actinopteri; Clupeiformes; Engraulidae
Exons: 2
Coding region: 117-1034 (305 amino acids)
Source: RefSeq, a predicted model, not a curated record